AUGCCGACGAGGGCAUCGCGACAAGGAACGUCAUCCCAGCCACAGCUAUUGUAUCGGCCCCCGAUGGACAACCGGCCUCGGUCUUGCUCCCCACGAGCCCCCUCUCCAGGAACGAAGGCAGGAGAUGAGACCAACAUCAUCCAUAAGCCCAACGUCGACAUGUCCUAUCAAAUAACCGACCUCACGCUCUGCGCUGUCCCAAACGGCUCGUCGAUCGUGACAGCAGUUGUCCGUUAUCCCGACUCAAAAUGGCCUCUCGACCCAGCGGCCGCCCUGAGUCCCAAGUUCCUUGGCGAAGAUGGCAAGGUCAUCCGCAUGACCCAGCUAUCGCCGGAUUCAUGGAUGCUGUUGGGAUACCGGUAUGAUGAUAGUGCGUCAGGCCCAUGUACUGGCAAAAGCUUGAAUGCGAACUGGAUGGGCGAUUCUCAUAGUCAUGCUGCGAAUCAUGAAACGACCUCCUUAGACGAUGAUUGGGAUGAAAAGAGCGAGAAGGGAGAGGGAGGCAUAGAAACAUACAGCAAACAAACGCGCAUACCGUGGCUAGAGUCGGAAGAAAUGCGUUUACUCUCAUUUAGGGAUACCCAGGGUAUGGAGUGGAAAGAGAUAUGUAAACGAUUCCCAGAUCGGACGCCGGGCGCAGUUAAAGUGCGCUACUACGGAUUGCAGAAGAAGUAUUCGUAG
Trematosphaeria pertusa is the source of this 681-nucleotide messenger RNA. RefSeq lists its product as uncharacterized. The coding region runs from base 1 to 681 and encodes 226 amino acids. The record is from RefSeq and is a predicted model, not a curated record. Lineage: Eukaryota; Fungi; Ascomycota; Dothideomycetes; Pleosporales; Trematosphaeriaceae. The transcript has a single exon.